AUGUCGGCAGAUUGCAUGGCCUGGUUCUAUCGGUUGGCUGUGAUCGGGUCGUUGCCCGUUUUGGAGGCCAAGAAUCAUUGGGAAUGGUUGUUCUGGCGCGUUUUGGUACCAGCAUCUUUCGUUCUGGCAAGGACUGCUCCGCACGUUGGCCCGGGACAACGGCCGGUCCUAGUUCAGGCCAAGUCCAAUAGCUACUUCAACGCCCUCGAAUCUCGCUCCUUCCGUGCAGACAUCAGCAAUAUUCUGCGGAAUCUCUGCGACGGCUUCGCUGUGGAUGGUGGUGGCGGCUUUGCGUCCUCCAAAUCACACUGGAACAACGCAAGACUCAGUGCUAAUUCGAAAGACAAGGAACAAGGCUCCAGAGAUAUCCAGGCGGUUAUGGUAUCUGAGUCCUGA
This is a messenger RNA of Penicillium cataractarum, 396 nucleotides long. RefSeq lists its product as uncharacterized. Bases 1 to 396 code for a protein of 131 amino acids. The transcript is spliced from 2 exons. The record is from RefSeq and is a predicted model, not a curated record. Lineage: Eukaryota; Fungi; Ascomycota; Eurotiomycetes; Eurotiales; Aspergillaceae.